CUUCUCCCGCGGCUGACAGCGAGGUGGCGGACUACAGCUCCCGUCAGGCCAAGCGCCGCCAGCGGGGUCCUGCACACGCGCCGCUGAGCAGCAGGUUUGCCUUGCUGUAGCUGCGAGUAGGCCAUGCAGAAUCUGUUUCACAACGGGGUCAGGGCCCAUACUGUCCAGUGAAGAGGCUGUGCUGAUAGAUUUAAACAGAGUCUCAAGCUAUUGCUGUGACUGAUCUUCCCUUUUCUGGCCUGACAUUCAGGGAAAGAGGAAGAGAUGGCAGUUUCUUGGGGCUCAGUGACCUAUGAAGAUGUAGCUGUGAUAUUCACUCAAGAGGAGUGGGCACUAUUGAAUACUUCAGAGAAGAAACUCUACAGAGAUGUGAUGUGUGAAAACUUGAGGAACUUUCUUUCACUAGAAAAGAUACAAGGACAUUCCACCGAAGGCCAGCAUAUCAUGCAUGCGAGUAAACAAAGUAAUACAACAGUAAAAAUCUCUGAGGGCAAAGAUAGUCAUAAUGCUAGACUAUCUCAAGAAUGUGAAGUAUACAACAAAUUAUUCACUUAUCCUAUUCAUCUUCAAAAACAUGAAAGAAUUCACAGUGGAGAGAAUCCCUAUGAAUGUAAACUAUGUAGUAAAACAUUCAGUUGUUCCAGUCAUCUUUGGGCACAUGAAAGAACUCACAGUGGAGAGAAACCCUAUGAAUGUAAACAAUGUACUAAAACAUUCAGUCAAGCUGGUCAUCUUCGGGCACAUGAAAGAACUCACUGUGGGGAGAAACCCUAUGAAUGUAAACUAUGUAGUAAAACAUUCAGUUGUUCCAGUAGUCUUCUGGAACAUGAAAGAAUUCACAGUGGAGAGAAGCCCUAUGAAUGUAAACUAUGUAGUAAAACAUUUAGACGAUACACUCAUCUUCGGGUACAUGAAAGAAUUCACAGUGGAGAGAAACCCUAUGAAUGUAAACAGUGUAGUAAAACAUUCCGGCAAUCUGGAACUCUUCAGAAACAUGAAAGAAUUCACAGUGGAGAGAAACCCUAUGAAUGUAAACAGUGUAGUAAAACAUUCCGGCAAUCUGGUGGUCUUCAGCAACAUGAAAGAAUUCACAGUGGAGAGAAACCCUAUGAAUGCAAACAGUGUAGUAAAACAUUCAGUUCUUCCCGUAGUCUUCGGGCACAUGAAAGAACUCACAGUGGAGAGAAACCCUAUGAAUGUAAACAGUGUAGUAGAACAUUCAGUUGUUCCAGUCAUCUUCAGAAACAUGAAAGAAUUCACAGUGGAGAGAAGCCCUAUCAAUGUAAACAGUGUAGUAAAACAUUCCGGCAAUCUGCAGGUCUUCAGCAACAUGAAAGAAUUCACAGUGGAGAGAAACCCUAUGAAUGUAAACUAUGUAGUAAAACAUUCCGGCAAUCUGGAACUCUUCAUAAACAUGAAAGAAUUCACAGUGGAGAGAAACCCUAUGAAUGUAAACUGUGUAGUAAAACAUUAAGCUGUUCCAGUAGUCUUCGCGCACAUGAAAGAACUCACAGUGGAGUGAAACUCUAUGAAUGUAAACAGUGUAGUAAAACAUUCAGUUGUUCCAGUCAUCUUCGGUCACAUGAAAGACUUCAUAGUGGAGAGAAACCCUAUGAAUGUGAACUGUGUAGUAAAACAUUCAGGCAAUCCAAGGACCUUCAGCAACAUGAAAGAAUUCACAGUGGAGAGAAACCCUAUGAAUGCAAACAGUGUAGUAAAAGAUUCAGUUGUUCCAGUUAUCUUCGGUUACAUGAAAGAAUUCACAGUGGUGAGAAACCCUAUGAAUGUAAACAAUGUAACAGAACAUUCAGGAGAUCCUGUCAUCUUUGGGAACAUAAAAGAAUUCACAAUGGUGAGAAACCCUAUGAAUGUAAACAAUGUGGUAAAACAUUCACUUGUUCCAGUAAUCUUCGGAUACAUGUAAGAAUUCACAGUGGUGAGAAACCCUAUGAAUGUAAACUAUGCAGUAAAACAUUCACUAGUUCCAGUAGUCUUCGGAACCAUGAAAGAAUUCACAGUGGUGAGAAAGAAACCUCAUGAAUGUAACCAUGUAGUCUAAUAUUCAUUUAAGCCAGUUUUCUGAUAUUGAAAGGAUCUCACAGUGGAAAGAAACCCAGUGGAUAUAAACAGCAAAACAUUGAUUCAAGUCUGUCAUCUUUGUCAUCAUGAAAUAACUCACAGUGGAGAGAAAUUUGAUGAAUAUAAGCAGUGUUGAAAACAUUCUAUUCUGCUCUUUGUAAACAUGAAAGAAAUCACAGUGACACAAAACCCCCUGAAUGUAAUAGUUAGAUGUUCCACUAAAUUCAAAUACAUGAAAAUAUUCACAAUGGAAAUCAAUCUUGAGCAUAAACUGUACUAAGAUUAGAAAGAAAGAUGCAACCUAAGAUAUGAUGCAGAGGCUAGUGGUUCAAUGUAAUAGUUUUUGGUGUGAGCUUCUGCAGUCCAUGGGUAGUUAUGUUCUGUUUUAUUGUGUCUCUAUCUCUCCAUCUUGUGAUAAUAUAUAAGUAAAUAUCUUUAAAUGUAGGGAUGACAGUUCCAUGAUACAAGUGAACGCAUACCUCUGAUUAUUCUAUAAAUGUAAAGAGUAAGUAUUUUGAUUCUUUCUCUUAAAUUCUAAUAUAUGAAAAAUCCACUUGGUACUGAGAACUUACUGAUGUCAACAGUGCUUAGAUAUAUUGUAAUCAAUAAUGGUUUUUGCCCAUAUAAGAUCACUGGAAUUAGAAAAACAA
This is a messenger RNA of Erinaceus europaeus (western European hedgehog), 2729 nucleotides long. RefSeq names its product zinc finger protein 14-like. Gene Ontology annotation, biological process: negative regulation of transcription by RNA polymerase II. The record is from RefSeq and is a predicted model, not a curated record. Gene Ontology annotation, molecular function: DNA-binding transcription repressor activity, RNA polymerase II-specific; RNA polymerase II transcription regulatory region sequence-specific DNA binding. Gene Ontology annotation, cellular component: nucleus. Lineage: Eukaryota; Metazoa; Chordata; Mammalia; Eulipotyphla; Erinaceidae. The coding region runs from base 265 to 2040 and encodes 591 amino acids. The transcript is spliced from 5 exons.